AACCAGACGCCAGAUGAUAACUGUGCUUUCAAAAGCCUACAUCUGUCACAGUUGGAUGUAAUGAAUUACACAGGCGCGCGCGGAACGCACGUUCUUUCUAUAUCCUGGAGAUUCCACAGACGUCAAGUGUAACGAAAGUCAGCGUAUGGAACUAACUUACUUUUAACGUUUAGAAAAAAAAAUACUAUAUAGAAAAACGUUAUGUGAUUAUUUCUUCGGCUAUAUUUUAACUUAAAUAGUUUGUUCACAGUGUGGAAAAAAAUACAUUUGUAGGGCAUACCAACACAGGAAGUUUGAAGCUAUGCGAUUUGCGAGGUUGAACUUGCACCCGAUCCUCGGACUUGAGAAUUAAAAAAUGGACUUUCACUAUGAGGUUUACAAAGCGGUGUGUGACACUCGUGAUAAUAUGUGUGAUCUUAAUUCAGCUGGUCUGGUAUUACACCUCAGAGAAGCAAAGUUAUAGGUCUUUCAAACAAGUAAAUCUGCCAAAAGCGAAGAACAAGACCCUAUCGGGAUUAUGGCCUGGCAAAAUUGAUAUCCCUAUUCUGCUCUGGUGGGAUUCGGUAUAUACAGAUGUAGACGAAAUUAGACACUGUGGAGAAAAUAAAUGUAGACUGACAAAUAAAAGAGAAUUUCAAAAUCAUCACGACACGUCUGCUUUUCUGUUUUAUGGUUCCAAUUUUAAACCAUAUAACCUGCCGCUUCCAAGAAAACCUCAUCACCUCUGGGCCUUGAUGCACGAGGAAUCUCCAAGAAAUGCCUACAUUCUUUUACACGAGCCGGCUUUAUCUAUCUUCAACUUUACUUCCACUUAUAGUAUGCAGUCUGAUUAUCCAAUUACUACGCAAUGGUUACAGUGUCCUGAAUGGUUGCAAGACAAGAAGUACGUUCUGCCAUUGGUGGAUAAAAAUAGACUUCGCAAACUUGGCUUGGCGCCAGUUUUAUAUUUGCAAAGCGACUGCGAUGUUCCUUCCGAUAGAGACAGUUUUGUGAAAGUUUUGCAAAAACAUAUACCUGUUGACUCUUACGGCACCUGCUUACAAAACAAGAAAAUGGCUCGAAGACUAAGAUUCCACGACAACAUGGCCCCACUAGACGACCAAGAAUUCUUCCGAUUUGCAGCGCGUUACAAGUUCGCUUUGGCUAUGGAGAACUAUGUUUGUGAAGAUUAUAUUACAGAAAAAUUAUGGAGACCCCUACGUCUCGGAUCAGUACCAAUUGUGUUUGGUGCUCCUAAUAUUAAAGAAUAUCUCCCAUCCAACAACUCUGCAAUCGUCAUAGAGGAUUAUGAAGACGUAGAAGAUCUCGUCCAAUAUAUUCGUUUGCUUGACACCAACGAUAAGCUGUACAAACAGUAUAUGACUUUUAAGGAUGGGCCACUUGAAAAUCUCAAGUUAAAGCAAAUACUUCAGUCUAGGGAUUGGGCACCAGACUUCUGUAGUAAAUCUAUUCCAAAAUUUAUGGAUCAUCAAAAUAAACUAUAUAACUCAAUUUUUACAGGGUACGAGUGUUUUGUUUGUGAUAAAGUACAUGAAUAUAUUAAAUCAGGUGGCAAAACAGUAUUUAAAGUUAAUGCUAGUGAUUACAAGUGCCCGUCACCUAGACGGUUUGAUGAGAGUGGGCAUUACAGUAUCCAUAAAGACACCUGGGCAGCGGAAUGGAACUUCGGCAAGCAUGAAGCCAUUGCAAUGCUCCUCUUGUACGAGAGUGGCAAAACUAUGUCUCAAAAGGAGUUCUACAAAUUUGUUAAAAAGACUAUGAACAGUGAUUAUUGAUAACAUUCUUUCAUCGCGAUUUAAAUUUAUUUUGUAUAAUCUCUCAAAGUCACAUACAUGUAUUCAUCAGAGACAGUUAUAUUAUGUACAAUUACCUGGUACAUGUAUAUACAUAUCUAAUAUUAUUAACUGUCUCAAAACAAAUAGUACAUCUUUUAUAAAAUAAUUAUAUUUGAACAACUUGGCAUAUAGAUUGGUAUUUCGGAAAAACAACAAUAUGACGAAACAAUGUCAUUGAAACUACUAUCAACGACAUAUUGAUUGAUUUAUUAACAACAUUGUUCAAGCUAAAUCAAGAAAUGGGAGUGUAAAAUAACUACACAUCGUUUCCGGCACUGUACAAAAGUUCAAACCUGUAGACCGCAGUAAAUCACUAAUUUUCAAUGGGCUAUGCAAAACUUGUAAAGCUGCACAUUUCCAUAAAGAAUAUGCACUUUUAUUAGAUAAAAAUAUUUGGAAUGAA
Messenger RNA from Mercenaria mercenaria, 2238 nucleotides. RefSeq names its product alpha-(1,3)-fucosyltransferase 10-like. NCBI's taxonomy places the organism in Eukaryota, Metazoa, Mollusca, Bivalvia, Venerida, Veneridae. Gene Ontology annotation, molecular function: alpha-(1->3)-fucosyltransferase activity. Gene Ontology annotation, cellular component: membrane. The transcript has 7 exons. The coding region runs from base 369 to 1775 and encodes 468 amino acids. The record is from RefSeq and is a predicted model, not a curated record.